This is a messenger RNA of Aspergillus pseudotamarii, 420 nucleotides long. RefSeq lists its product as uncharacterized. The coding region runs from base 127 to 303 and encodes 58 amino acids. The record is from RefSeq and is a predicted model, not a curated record. NCBI's taxonomy places the organism in Eukaryota, Fungi, Ascomycota, Eurotiomycetes, Eurotiales, Aspergillaceae. The transcript has a single exon.
CACCCUUGUCCGAACCUACCGUAGCAAACGAAUAACCUAGCUCCCUCUCGGUAGUAAACCAUUCCCUAGGUCUUGCGGGACAUAUGGUCCACCACCCCAUCAAUCCUUCCCAACACCCAGGCCACUAUGAAUGUAUACCUAAGUAUCCAAACCGUGUCAGUGCUUGCCUGCUUUCUCACCGUUAAUAGCAAUAUGCAUUUUCGCACCGGCCGAUCUCGGUGCAUGAUCACGAAUCUCAGCAGCCACCCACAGAGCUGGUUUGCCCAUCCACGGAGUAGCCUAGUGACCAAUUAUACAAAGUGACCCCUCUUAUGGGGUUUCCAGGCGGCACAUAGUGCUGGCCUGGAGAAUCAGGGAGUGGAGAUAGAGUCGACCAGGGCCGUGGCAAUGGAAGCGGAAUAGGACUUGUGGGCCGUCGAU